Molecule: messenger RNA, 459 nt
Organism: Lycium barbarum (goji berry)
Lineage: Eukaryota; Viridiplantae; Streptophyta; Magnoliopsida; Solanales; Solanaceae
Product: glycine-rich cell wall structural protein 2-like
Exons: 2
Coding region: 1-459 (152 amino acids)
Source: RefSeq, a predicted model, not a curated record
AUGGCAUCCCUUUUCUCUUGUUUCUGUGGCAGAGGUUUUGAAGGGGAUCGGAGUUUAAGGCGAGACUGGAGCUUUCCCCAUUCUCCUCCGUUGGACCCUGAUUUAUCUGACGUUGAAGAAGAUGAUGAAUAUUAUAUAUACCCCCAAAAAAGUGCAACAAAAAUAGGUUCUAUGGUUGCUCUUGGAGGAUCCACUACUUCAGCGGCCACAGUCUAUACAAAUGAUGAUGAUGGUGGUGGUAGUGGAUACAGUAGUGAUCAUUAUGGCAAUGGAUGGAACGACGGUGAGAAAACUCCUACGUUAACGGGUGUGUAUAGUGAUGGUGGCUACAAAUAUGCUGAUGGUGAAUAUGGUGGCGGUGAUGCUAGUGAUAACGGAGGAGAAGAAGGUGGCGGAGACGGUAACUAUAGCGGUGAUGGUGGCAGUAACUACGGCAGUGGUGGAUACGAGAGUGCAUGA